AUGUCAAACGUAAAGGCGUCCUCUGUUCCAGUACUUCCUGGCUCAGAACGUCCUGAUUAUAGAGGUAAAUGUCUCUAUAAGACGGGCAAAUGCUUGAAUGAACGAGCACUUAAGACGUCCGGAACAGCUCAUAAUCUCUGCAAUGAGCACCGGAAUAGACAGAAUCGACAUCAGCGCAAACUUGACGCUAAAAACCGACUGUAUAAACAAGAGCGACGAGUCUCGACCAAGGAAAAUAGGAAGGAACGGCUGACACCGUAUCGAAGAAAGAAACAUCAGUCACUUGAGACUUCAGUUGCCUUGUCGGACGAUACCGAUUCAGGCGACAAUAUUGCUGCUUUUCCAGCUACUUCACCUCCAGCUGCUGCUGCUGCUGCUGACGCGACUGUGGAUGGAGUGCCGUCUGUACCCUCGACGACACAAGCAACAGGUUCGGCCACGUCUGGCAAUGGGAUCAUGCUCGUGUCGAAUAAGUCGCCGGUGCCGCAGAUGGCCAAUCCUUUUGUACUGCAAGACUUUGACGGCAUUGUGGUCCCCCUGCCGUCCUAUCUCGAAGGGCCAGAGCGAAUUGAGUUUCGAUCACGGAUUUACCAAAAGGUGCUGGACUUUAUUUCAGAAGAGUGCAUCUUGCGCUUCGGUGCCAAGGUCGAUUCCACCUCAGUUGAUGCUUCAACUGCCACAGAUACGGCACCUAUAACCCUAACGAGCAGCAGCAACAGCCUCAAGACUGAACCUCAAUCAAACAGCGAGGAAUAUGCGCCGACUUCGAGUAACGAUCACCUCCUGGCUGCCAGCACGUCGCAUGUACAGCAAAGCACGUUGUCGGCAACAGAAAAGUCCAAGACCACCAACACUACUAAGAAGGUGCAUUGA
Molecule: messenger RNA, 873 nt
Organism: Peronospora belbahrii
Lineage: Eukaryota; Oomycota; Peronosporomycetes; Peronosporales; Peronosporaceae
Source: the annotation of a GenBank genome assembly